Molecule: messenger RNA, 423 nt
Organism: Humulus lupulus (European hop)
Lineage: Eukaryota; Viridiplantae; Streptophyta; Magnoliopsida; Rosales; Cannabaceae
Exons: 2
Coding region: 1-423 (140 amino acids)
Molecular function (GO): nucleic acid binding; RNA-DNA hybrid ribonuclease activity
Source: RefSeq, a predicted model, not a curated record
AUGAUUGCUGGACUCGGACUAGCCAAAGGCAUGGGAGUAAAAAAGAUCGUGGUCUUCAGUGAUUCUCAAUUGGUAGUCAACCAAAUGCAAGGUAGCUAUCAAGCCCGAGAUAACAAAAUGACAGCCUACCUCAACAAGACUAAAGAGUUGCAGUCAGUCUUCGACGAGUUCACUAUCAACCAAGUACCAAGAAGGGAGAACAGUCAUGCAGAUGCAUUAGCAAACCUUGGAUCCUCCAUCCAGACAACCGACCCCAAGACAAUACCUGUAAUAUAUCUCCAAUGGCCAGCUGUCUGGAAAGAUGAAGAAGAGCAAACAAUGGCUCUCAAUUCAUCAGUUUCGACUUCCAAGACUUCUGCAAAUUCUGGAACAUCAAGCUCAGCUUCUCCACACCAAGGUAUCCCCAAGCAAAUGGACAAGUAG